AUUAAAGGAAGUAUAACAGAAUAACUUUCGGAUUACUAAAAGGUUUUGGUUUAAUUUUGUGCAUUAUUAUUAUUAUUAUUAAAGCAAAAUUAAGAAAGAAUAAAAAACAAAGAAUUGAUAAACUAAAAAAAAAAGUGAUAGUGCUGCAACAAAGAUAGAUAAAUAAAGAGAUGAAAGUAUUUUCUUUUACAAAUACCAAAACUAAAACAUUUGUUAUUUUAUACGAGAGCGUUGCACCCACGGAAAAAAGAAAUUGGAAAAUAGCAAAGUGUUUGUGUCUGUGAGGGUUGUAAAUUUCACCAGUUAUAAUGAAAAUUGGAAAUUAGCAAAGAGAUCACUCUAUCUCUACGACAAUAAACCUGAAAGCUUUGGCGGGUUCAGGGUUUACCUAAAUCCACAAAUCCAAAGUCCCAAAAAUUAUUAAAAUUGCGAAAAAUGGCGGGUUCUUUUCAGGAGGCAGAAGAGGCCGAUUGCAGAGGUCGGUCAGAGGAGUCACUAGAUGAACAUCCUGAAGACCCUGACCUUCGUUUUAAGCUGGGAGUCUUAUUGUGGGAGAAAGGGGGUGAAUCCAAAGAGAAGGCAGCGGAGCAUUUUGUAAUAUCGGCCAAAUUAAACCCUCAAAAUGCAGCUGCUUUCAGAUAUUUGGGACAUUAUUAUUACUCAGGUGGUGAUUCACAGAGGGCUCUCAAGUGUUACCAGAGAGCCAUCUCUCUCAAUCCCGAUGAUUCGGAGUGUGGAGAUUCCCUUUGUGAACUGUUAGAGGAAUCGGGAAAGGAGACACUGGAGGUGGCAGUGUGCAGGGAAGCCUCAGAAAAGUCUCCAAGGGCAUUUUGGGCUUUCAGGAGAUUGGGAUACCUCCACCUUCAUCACACCAGAUGGUCUGAUGCUGUUCAGAGUCUUCAACAUGCCAUUAGAGGUUAUCCCACCUCUCCCGAUUUGUGGGAAGCUCUGGGUCUUGCCUACCAGCGACUUGGCAUGUUUACUGCUGCUACUAAGUCCUAUGGAAGAGCCAUUGAGUUGGAGGAUACAAGAGUUUUUGCUCUGGUUGAAAGUGGAAAUAUCUAUUUGAUGCUUGGUUCCUUCAGAAAGGGAAUUGAGCAGUUUCAGCGAGCUUUGGAGAUCUCACCUCAAAACGUGUCUGCAAACUAUGGGCUAGCUUCCGGACUCCUCAGUUUGUCAAAGGAAUGUAUGAAUUUGGGUGCAUUCAAAUGGGGAUCGUCAUUGUUAGAGGAUGCUGCAAAAGUUGCUGAUGCAACUGCCCAAUUGGCUGCAAAUAUUUCAUGUAUCUGGAAGUUGCAUGGGGACAUUCAACUCACCCAUGCAAAAUGUUUUCCCUGGAUGGAAGGGGAUAACAGUGCAAAAUUUGAUAUGGAAUCUUUUGACGCUUCCAUCUUGUCCUGGAAGCAAACUUGCAAUGUGGCUACAAAAUCUGCCAGAAGGUCUUAUCAACGGGCUUUGCAUUUGGCCCCAUGGCAAGCUAAUCUUUAUAUUGACAUUGCAAUAACUUUGGAUCUCAUUUCUUCUAUGACUGAGAAUUAUGGGCACAAUAACUAUCCUUGGCAGCUAUCAGAGAAGAUGGCUUUGGGGGCCUUGUUACUUGAGGGUGACAACUAUGAGUUCUGGGUGGCACUAGGGUGUUUAUCUUGUCAUAAUGCAAUGAAACAACAUGCACUCAUCAGGGGUUUGCAAUUGGAUGGAUCCUCAGUUGUUGCCUGGGCAUAUCUUGGCAAGCUUUAUAGAGAAGAAGGUGAAAAUAAAUUGGCAAGACAAGCAUUUGAUUGUGCCAGAAGUAUGGAUCCUUCACUUGCAUUACCAUGGGCAGGGAUGGCAGCUGAUACUCAUACUAGGGAGCCUGCAACAGAUGAGGCUUUCGAGAGCUGUUUAAGAGCUGUGCAGAUAUUGCCUCUUGCAGAGUUCCAAAUUGGUCUUGCUAAGCUUGCUUUGCUUUCAGGGAACCUUGCAUCUUCACAGGUUUUUGGAGCCAUCCAGCAGGCAGUCCUGCGUGCCCCUCACUAUCCUGAAUCUCAUAAUUUGAAAGGGCUAGUUUGCGAGGCACGAUCUGAUUAUCAAGCAGCUGUUGUUUCAUAUAGGUUUGCACGCUGUGCAAUCAACAUUUCAUCAGGCAAUGCUUCAAAAUCUCAUUUUCGAGAUAUAGCAGUUAACUUGGCCCGAUCUCUUUGUAUGGCUGGGUAUGCUGCAGAUGCUGUUAAAGAAUGUGAAAAUCUGAAGACAGAAGGUAUGCUUGACACGGAAGGUCUGCAGAUAUACGCUUUUUGUCUAUGGCAACUUGGUAAGAGUGACCUUGCCCUCUCUGUGGCGAGUAUUCUGGCUGCCAGUGUUCCUACAAUGGACCAAACAUUUGCAGCUGCUUCUCUUAGUUUUUUCUGCAGAUUGCUUUAUUACAUUUCUGGACUAGAUUCAACAAUUGCUAGAAUUUCAAAAAUCCCAAAAGAACUGUUCCAGAGCUCAAAAGUCAGCUUUAUACUGUCUGCUAUGCAUGCUCUUGAUCACAGUAAUCGGCUUGAGUCAGCUGUUUCAAGCAGUCGUUGCUCUAUUGUUUCACAUGAAGAUAUCACUGGAAUGCACUAUUUAAUAGCACUUGGUAAAUUGAUCAAAGAUGGAUCAGAAUCUUGCCUUGGAUUUCAGAGUGGAAUUAAUCACCUUAAGAAAUCACUCCAUAAGUACCCCAACAGUAAAUUGAUGAGGAAUCUACUUGGUCAUCUUUUACUAUCCAGUGAGGAGUGGAAACAGACUCAUGUAGCAAGUAGGUGCUGCAUGAUAGAUAGUCCUUGUAAUGCCAAUAAAGUAGGUUUAAAGUCAGGAUGUGAGAUCCUUGGUGCUGGAUCAGUUGCUUGCUAUGCAAUUGGCAAUAAAGAUCCAAAGUAUUCUUUCCCCACAUGUGGUUAUCAGUGCCAGAAUGGGCCUGAAAUCAUUCAAGAACUGCAAAAAUACUUGCAUCACGAACCAUGGAACCAUAAUGCACGAUAUUUGCUUAUACUUAAUAUCAUGCAAAGGGCGCGCGAAGAGAGAUUUCCUCAGCAACUUUGUGUAAUUCUCAGGCGACUGAUUAAUGUGGCACUUUCCAAUGAGCUAUACUCCAGAGAUAGCUUGUCAUAUAGAUGUCAGAAGUUUCAGCUUCUGCUGUGUCAUUCUGAAAUUAGUUUGCAAGGAGGGAACCAAGUAGGCUGUAUCAAGCUUGCUAAAAGUGCCGUGUCACUUUUGCUCCCUAAUAACUAUCUUUUCUUUGGGCAUUUGCUGCUAUGUCGAAUAUAUGCCAGUGGAGGUAAUUAUGCAAACCUUCAGGAAGAGUAUGUAAGAUGCCUGGAGCUCAGGACGGAUUAUUAUAUAGGAUGGAUAUGUCUUAAAAUCAUGGAAUCCCAAUAUGAUAUUCAAAUUGACUCAAAUAUCUCAGAGCUGAGUUUUGAGGAAUGUUCAAAAGAAUGGAAGUGUUCUUGGAAUAUGUGGUUGGCUGUAUUUAAUUUGGUUUUCGGUUUAGUAUCUUCAUGGAAUCAGGAGUUUUUAUCCGCUGUAGAAUCUUUUGCACAAGCGUGUUCAUUGGCUGGUGCUGAUAGCUGUCUUUUUCUCUGCCAUGGUGCUACAUGCAUGGAGCUUGCCAGAGAGUCGCGCAGUUCCCACUUCUUGUCACUAGCUGUAAGGAGUUUCACCAGAGCUCAUGCAAAUUCUGCUAUCCCCUUGCCUAUUGUAUCCCUAUUGCUUGCACAAGCAGAAGGGAGUCUAGGUUAUAAGCAGAAAUGGCAGAAGAACCUCCGGUUUGAAUGGUAUUCUUGGCCACCAGAAAUGAGGCCUGCAGAACUCUUUUUUCAAAUGCAUUUGCUUGCAAGGCAAUCAGAAGCUGGAUUUGACUCUUCGUCCAAUUUGGAAUUGUGCCAGAGUCCACAAAAAUGGGUUCUUCGAGCAAUACACACAAAUCCUUCUUGUUUGAGAUAUUGGAAGGUUUUACGUAAGCUAAUGGAGUGAGUUGUGGAUGAUGAGUUCAUACUUCAGAGUUGGUGAAGAUGAGUAAAUUUUUCGAAGAUCUUGUGUCAGGUGGUGUGGGCAAAUGCGCCAAAGAGGGAUGUAGCUGCGGUCUUGUGUGUUGUCAGCUGUGAUUGCAAGAUUGAGACACUGCAGCUGUCCAAGCUAGUGGAGGAAUCACGUUGUGCCAUGCAGAUCAAUGGCCAUGGAUGGUACAGUUGCAAGAAACACAAAUCACGGUGUACUCGGCAAUGGACAGGGUAACUCCACUGAACCCAGAGCCAUGUGCCUGCUGUGUAAAUUAAAUCAUUGAAAUUUACUGUAGCAUGUUGCUUGUUCUAAGUAGCAUCUAAGUAGCAUUUUAGUCGUGAGUGAGAAAGCCAUGCAUGUAUUGAGAACCAAAAGAAUGGGUUACUAAAUUUGAGUGGACUUGGGAAGUAUCUGAUGAGAA
Molecule: messenger RNA, 4426 nt
Organism: Ricinus communis (castor bean)
Lineage: Eukaryota; Viridiplantae; Streptophyta; Magnoliopsida; Malpighiales; Euphorbiaceae
Product: tetratricopeptide repeat protein SKI3
Exons: 19
Coding region: 436-3978 (1180 amino acids)
Cellular component (GO): Ski complex
Molecular function (GO): protein binding
Source: RefSeq, a predicted model, not a curated record